Messenger RNA from Penaeus monodon (black tiger shrimp), 1065 nucleotides. RefSeq lists its product as uncharacterized. The record is from RefSeq and is a predicted model, not a curated record. NCBI's taxonomy places the organism in Eukaryota, Metazoa, Arthropoda, Malacostraca, Decapoda, Penaeidae. The transcript has 3 exons. Bases 104 to 961 code for a protein of 285 amino acids.
AAAGAGAAAGAGAAAGAGAGAGAGGCGGAGACGGUAACUGAGGCUGACGAUUCCCACAAAAAUAAAAAUCGACGGGCAUCUUUGGCUAAUUUCAAGGACGAGGAUGCGAUUCACACGAUUAACCCCCCCUACCCCCUCUCUCCCCCAGGUGUUCUGGUUCACGAGCUUCCGGCGCCCCCCCGAGUGCGUGCCCGACCCCUGCAAGGGACUCAACCUCAAGCGGGGCCCCAGCGACCUGCCCUUCGCCCCCUCCCUGCACGACGGCAAGUGCUACCAGAUCGGCUCGCGGCCGCCCUUCUGCCAGAGCGACGAACUCUACUCGCUGUCGUUCGAGCUCCUGCGCGGCGUGUGCUCGACGCUCGACGACGCCGGCUACCAGCUGCUCGACGCCGACACGCUCGACUUCCUGGCCAGCGUCUACGGGUCCCCGCUGCCCCGCGACGCGCCCUCCAAGGACCCCAAGGACUCCCGCGCCAAGCCCUCGUCCUCGUCGUCCUCGUCCCGCCGCCGCCCCUCCUCCUCCUCGUCCUCGUCCCGUAAGGGCGUGAAGGCCAAGAUCACGCCCGCCGGCACGACGCUGCUGGUGCGCCCCGCCAUCGGCUCCUCCGUCAUGAAGGCGGCGGCCAACGUGAGCUUCCCGCCGCCCUUCAUCAUGGGCCAGUCGGUCGUGGCCAACCACCACGACGACGCCGACGACGACGCCCUCGAGGACGCCCACGCCAUGGUCGCGCUUCUGCCCACGCACAUGAACGCCUUCUCGCCGCCGCUCAUCGCCGUCAACGGCUCCGUGUCCGUCCUCGGCUUCCUCAGCAACCUGGUGCCGGGCGCGCCCCCCCUGCACCACCGGGGGCGCCGUUCCCCCCAGCCGUUCGCCUCCCCCGGCAACGUGUUCGAGCCCGGCCUCUCCGCGUGCCGUGCCGGUGCCAGGCGCGACGGCAACGCCAAGUGCCGUGACACGUGAGUUGACACUGAGUAAUGGCGUCUGAAGUGAUGAUACACUGCGUCCAGACUUGUAAGCGUGACUUUAUAUAUUACACAAUCCUCUCCAUGAGUAAAUCCUCUUCG